Messenger RNA from Pelmatolapia mariae (spotted tilapia), 450 nucleotides. It is a transcript of the gene agrp, whose product is annotated as agouti related neuropeptide. NCBI's taxonomy places the organism in Eukaryota, Metazoa, Chordata, Actinopteri, Cichliformes, Cichlidae. The record is from RefSeq and is a predicted model, not a curated record. Gene Ontology annotation, biological process: hormone-mediated signaling pathway; adult feeding behavior; neuropeptide signaling pathway. Gene Ontology annotation, cellular component: extracellular region. The transcript has 3 exons. Gene Ontology annotation, molecular function: type 1 melanocortin receptor binding; neuropeptide hormone activity. The coding region runs from base 22 to 450 and encodes 142 amino acids.
CUUUUGUCUGACAGCAGCAGGAUGUUUGGCACUGUGCUGCUCUGCUGUUGGUCCUUCGGUCUGCUGCCGCUCGCCUCUUCGCUGGUUCAUGGAAACUUACCGCUCGAUGAAGGUCCUGUCGCUGGACGUCGCACUGAAACCUCCUUCCUAUCUGAAAUCGAAAGAAGCCAAGUACCUGACCGCAUGCACGAGCCUGCCCUCCUCCCUGUGGACUCUGUAGAAGAUCAUUUUUUGAUGGAUACAGGCUCCUAUGAUGAGGACACGUCUGCAGCCUUACAGCUGCAGGGUCGGGCCAUGCGUUCACCUCGUCGCUGCAUCCCUCACCAGCAGUCCUGUUUGGGCUACCCACUUCCCUGUUGUGAUCCCUGUGACACCUGCUACUGCCGCUUCUUCAACGCUAUCUGCUACUGCCGCCGAGUUGGCCACGUGUGCCCCCCAAGACGCACCUGA